Molecule: messenger RNA, 1250 nt
Organism: Ictalurus furcatus (blue catfish)
Lineage: Eukaryota; Metazoa; Chordata; Actinopteri; Siluriformes; Ictaluridae
Product: rhamnose-binding lectin
Exons: 13
Coding region: 45-971 (308 amino acids)
Molecular function (GO): carbohydrate binding
Source: RefSeq, a predicted model, not a curated record
GCAACACUUGAGGAAUUAACUUCAAUCUCAACACAUCAAGAAUCAUGAUGCUCUUCCUGAAACUCAGCCUCCUCACCUUAAUUAUUUCAGCUCCUGGCUUAAUUGUUUCUAGAGAGAAUAUGAUUACCUGUUACAGUCAUGUCCAAAGACUCACUUGUGAAACUGGACUGAUAAAAGUGAAGUCUUCUGUGUACGGCCGUACGAACAGCAUAACCUGUAAUACUAAUCGUCCCUCUUCUGAGGUUACUAAUACCAACUGUGCCUUGAGGAUUACCACUAUCGCUGAUAGAUGCAACGGACUAAAAGAAUGUGAGUUAAAAACUGAAUUACUUGGCAACCCUGACCCAUGUUAUGGAACCUACAAGUACUACAACACCACUUACGACUGCAUCAAUGGCCAUUUUGUUGUGAUCUGUGAGCAAGGCUACAGCACACUGGACUGUGGAAGUGAUUCUAUUGAGAUCAUAAAUGCAAACUAUGGGCGGGGAAAUUCUAGAACCUGUUCAAAUGGAAUCCCCAGUUUUCAGACCCAGAACACCAACUGUUACGCUCCAAACACACUCUCAACUGUGGCUGCAAUGUGUAAAGGAAAGAAGACUUGCACUGUAGAAGCUUCAAACACCAUCUUUAACGAUCCUUGUGUUGGGACUGUUAAAUACCUCACUGUGUCCUACAUCUGCACUAGGGAAAUUGUGACCUGUGAAUCAAGUACUGCUACACUGAACUGUGGUGCUCACCGUAUAAACAUCAUCAGCGCUAACUACGGCCGAACCGAUUCCACCACAUGUUCUUCAGGACGACCUGCCAGUCAGAUUUCCAACAAAAACUGCUAUACACCUGAUGCACUAAAUAAAAUUGCAGCUAGAUGUGAAGGACAGAGCAGCUGCGAGGUGCCUGCUACAAAUGUCGUCUUCUCUGACCCCUGCUAUGGCACCUAUAAGUACCUGACAAUUGUGUACUCCUGUGUCUAACUCUCAUUCACAGGGACAUCUAUGAGGGACGCUCCAUAUAAUCAAAGAAUAACUUUAGGGAUUCCAGAUUUCUCUCCAGUGGCCUCCCUUUAGUCUGAAAAGAUACACUGCAGGAGUCUUGGUGGUGGUAUACUUAAUAUUUGCAUGGUAUAUAAUCAACUGCUGUGAAGAAUUUAUUUCUUGAACUUAAUUAUUUGCUUUUACAUGUAAUCACUUCCUCUUGAACUAAUCCACUUUGAUAAUGAUUGUGCAAUAAAUAUUCUAAAUGUCAGCAUAACA